AUGGAAAGGGCUUUUGAACUCGCAGAAGAGGCUUUGAAUGCUUCAGAGGUUCCCGUUGGCUGUGCAUUCAUAUACAACAAUGAAGUAAUAGCCUCAGGCCGGAACGAGGUAAAUGCUACUGGUGACGCAACUCAGCAUGCCGAAAUAGUAGCAAUUAGGAAACUAACGCAGUGGUGUGAAGAAAAUGGACAAAGUUUGGUUGCAGUUCUGCCGAAAACUAUCCUUCAUGUUACUGUUGAGCCAUGCAUAAUGUGUGCUGCCGCCCUCCGGUUCAGUCUUCCAGCACAACCUAAAUGCAUCAUAUAUUAUUCUCAAAAUGAACGUUUUGGUGGCUGCGGAUCAGUUAUGAGUAUCCACACGGAUGAAUCCAUUCGACCACCGCUUAUUUGCAAGUCUGGUGGCAGCCCAGAGAGAUCAAUAGAGCUACUGAAGAAGUUUUUCAAUCAGGAGAAUUUAAAUGCCCCGAUUGAAAAGCGUAUUAAAAAGGGUCAAAAAGGACAAGUGUAA
Rodentolepis nana is the source of this 507-nucleotide messenger RNA. The record is from the annotation of a GenBank genome assembly. Lineage: Eukaryota; Metazoa; Platyhelminthes; Cestoda; Cyclophyllidea; Hymenolepididae.